Molecule: messenger RNA, 578 nt
Organism: Galeopterus variegatus (Sunda flying lemur)
Lineage: Eukaryota; Metazoa; Chordata; Mammalia; Dermoptera; Cynocephalidae
Gene: FAM162B
Product: family with sequence similarity 162, member B
Exons: 4
Coding region: 16-504 (162 amino acids)
Source: RefSeq, a predicted model, not a curated record
GGGAAAGCGCGCAGCAUGCUCACGGCCGCCGGCAGCCUCCUGCGCCUCGGCCUGGGGCGCUUCGUCCGCGGCCCGUCGGGGGCUCCUCUAGGAGCCGCGCCGCGGUCCUCACCGCCUCUCCCGCCCUGGGGUCUCCUCCGCUACUCCAGCGGCGGGGCCACCAACGGCUCUGCGCCCUCAGAUCAAGGGAAGGUUCACAGGGUACCCACCCAGCACAGGCCUUCGCAAUUCGACAAGAAAAUCCUGCUGUGGACCGGACGUUUCAAAUCGAUGGACGAGAUCCCGCCUUGGGUCCCGCCAGAAAUGAUAGAUGCUGCAAGAAACAAGGCUCGAGUGAAAGUUUGUUACAUAAUGAUUGGACUCACAAUUAUUGCCUGCUUUGCAGUGAUAGCAUCAGCCAAAAGGGCCGUAGAACGACAUGAAUCCUUAACAAGCUGGAACUUGGCAAAGAAAGCUAAGUUGCGUGAAGAAGCUGCAUUGGCUGCACAGGCUAAGGCUAAAUGAUAUUCUAAGUGACAAAGUGUUCACCUGAAUACCAUCACUAUUAUCAGCAACAAUAAAAGAUGGGUAAAAUAGAA